AAAGCGCCCAGCUGACGCUCGUUUACCCAGAUACUCAGAUAAAGAAGCAGCGAGCAGGAAGAGGAGGCUUUCUAAGGCGGUCGCUCCGGGAAAUUUGGGCCCUAGGAUUGUCCAUUCAGCCCAGUAUCAGCGAGAUACGGGGAGAUAGAGUCAGCGACAACGUGAGCCCGAGCUGGAGCAGGUUUGGUGCGAGACCAGAAGGCAAUGGAGGCCGGAGAGGGGAAGGAGCGCGUUCCGAAACAAAGGCAAGUCCUCAUAUUCUUUGUUUUGCUGGGCAUAGCUCAGGCUAGUUCCCAGCCUAGGUACUAUUCAGUGGCUGAGGAAACGGAGAGUGGCUCGUUUGUGACCAAUUUGUUAAAAGACCUGGGGCUGGAGGUAAGAGAACUUGCUGUGAGGGGGGCCAGGGUCGUUUCCAAAGGAAAAAAAAUGCAUUUGCAGUUAGAUAGGCAGACCGGGGAUUUAUUGUUAAAUGAGAAAUUGGACCGGGAGGAGCUGUGCGGCCCCACAGAGCCUUGUGUCCUACCUUUCCAGGUGUUACUAGAAAAUCCCUUGCAGUUUUUUCAGGCGGAGCUACGAAUUAGGGACAUAAAUGAUCAUCCCCCAGUUUUCCUAGACAAAGAAAUACUUCUGAAAAUUUCGGAGAGUAUCACCCCUGGAACUACUUUUCUAUUAGAACGUGCCCAGGACUUGGAUGUAGGAACCAACAGUCUCCAAAAUUACACAAUCAGUCCCAAUUUCCACUUCCACCUUAAUUUACAAGACAAUCCCGAUGGCAUAAUAUUACCACAGCUGGUGCUGGACAGAGCCCUGGAUCGCGAGGAGCAGCCUGAGAUCAGGUUAACCCUCACAGCGCUGGAUGGCGGGACUCCACCCAAGUCCGGCACGGCCCUGGUACGCAUUGAAGUUGUGGACAUCAAUGACAACGUCCCAGAGUUUGCAAAGCUGCUCUAUGAGGCACAGGUCCCGGAGGACAGCCCCGUUGGAUCCCUGGUUGCCAUCGUCUCUGCCAGGGAUUUAGACAUUGGAACUAACGGAGAAAUAUCUUAUGCAUUUUCCCAAGCCUCUGAAGACAUUCGCAAAACGUUUCGAUUAAGUGCAAAAUCGGGAGAACUCCUUUUAAGACAGAAACUGGAUUUCGAAUCCAUCCAGACGUACACAGUAAAUAUUCAGGCGACAGAUGGUGGGGGCCUAUCUGGAACUUGUGUGGUAUUUGUCCAAGUGAUGGAUUUGAAUGACAAUCCUCCGGAACUGACCAUGUCCACACUUACCAAUCAGAUCCCAGAAAACUUGCAGGACACCAUCAUUGCUGUAUUCAGCGUUUCAGAUCCUGAUUCCGGAGAUAACGGAAGAAUGGUGUGCUCCAUCCAGGAUGACCUUCCUUUCUUCUUGAAACCUUCUGUGGAGAACUUUUACAGUCUGGUGUUAAGCACAGCCCUGGACCGGGAGACCAGAUCCGAAUAUAACGUCACCAUCACUGUCACAGACUUGGGGACACCCAGGCUGAAAACCGAGUACAACAUAACCAUUCUGGUCUCCGACAUCAAUGACAACGCCCCUGCCUUCACUCAAACCUCCUACACCCUGUUCGUCCGCGAGAACAACAGCCCCGCACUGCACAUCGGCAGCGUCAGCGCCACAGACAGAGACUCAGGCACCAACGCCCAGGUCACCUACUCGCUGCUGCCGACCCUGUCCCAGAGCUACCAGUACGAGGUGUGUCUGGCGGGAGGUUCCGGGACAAAUGAGUUCAAGUUCCUGAAGCCGAUUAUCCCUAACUUCCUUGCUCAGGGUGCAGAGAGGGUUAGCGAGGCAAACCCCAGUUUCAGGAACAGCUUUGAAUUUAGUUAAGUGUUAAUAAGGAUCUGCUGAGGCUGGUCUCAUUUAAUUUGUGAAAUGCCCUUUUUUACUGCUUUGCCCAUUGGAAAUGUGUCCUUUUAUUAGAAAGUAACUAUCCUAUUCCAAUUCUAUGCAUGUUACUGGUAUUUAUAAACAUAUGAGUUUUUUGCGGUAUAAUGAAUGUAAAUUUUCUUUGUAUUCUAA
Molecule: messenger RNA, 2040 nt
Organism: Cebus imitator (Panamanian white-faced capuchin)
Lineage: Eukaryota; Metazoa; Chordata; Mammalia; Primates; Cebidae
Product: protocadherin beta-2
Exons: 2
Coding region: 205-1848 (547 amino acids)
Biological process (GO): homophilic cell-cell adhesion
Cellular component (GO): plasma membrane
Molecular function (GO): calcium ion binding
Source: RefSeq, a predicted model, not a curated record